Messenger RNA from Physcomitrium patens, 3935 nucleotides. RefSeq names its product serine/threonine-protein kinase D6PKL1. Gene Ontology annotation, biological process: protein phosphorylation. Lineage: Eukaryota; Viridiplantae; Streptophyta; Bryopsida; Funariales; Funariaceae. Gene Ontology annotation, molecular function: protein kinase activity; ATP binding. The record is from RefSeq and is a predicted model, not a curated record.
CAUGCUUUAACCAUAGCGGGGGGGGGAUUCAAACCGCUCCUUGGAUGUUGCGAGGUGCUGUGAACAUUUUCUUUGAUAAUCGUGGGUAUCGUAUACGUAUAUGCCUAAUUGGGUCAUCACUCCUCCUCGGUUUUUGUACUUCUUAGUCUCGCUACGCCGGCGUGAAUUCAUGGACAGCCCAAUGCGAUCUACUAUGACAUGGGUACGUUGAUCUACGACGACGGAGGGAGGGCACCGUAUUUGGUUUUUGUCUUGCUCGGGUGCUCAGGGAGUUGGGUGGCGCGCCAGGCACUAAUGAAGAUCAAAGGCUGUGUCUCCCUUUGCGGGGAGAAUUCGACUCCUUUUCUCCUCCCCACGGACCACACCUCCUAGCGCGCCUUUGCCCCACUAACACGGCCAUGCGACGACAGCGCUUCGAUCGGGCGACCGCCGACAGAAUGCUCGAGCACCGAGAUUGUGUUGCAACUUGGCAUUUCGUGCCAUUUGCUGUCAAGCUGCAGCGAAGAUGCGUCUGGUUUUGUGCAGUGCGGGCUCUUUGAAUGCUUGAUUUAGUUUCUUUUAGUCUGUGAAGUCUCGGGGAAAGGUUUCUGUGGUGACAGUAGUGUAGCUUGGCGUCUGCGAAGCUUGCUAGGUGAAGAAGUAGCGCUUCCAGCUCGAAUGGGAAACGUUGGUAUCUGAUGUGCUUGGAGAUUGCAGACUUGUUCGUCAAUGCCGUGUCGUUCCUUUCUCUUCGUUAGUCAUUCUCGAACCAGAGUAGAAAUCUGUUGCGCUUCAAGGCUUAGCUCUCGUAACUGCAUAGUCAACCCGAAGUUUUCUAGCUUUGUAAAGCUACGUACAGCCCCCUUGAAAUGGUGAUGAUUAAGCACCCACUGUUUUAGUCGCUUCGAUCACCCACAAUGCGGGUGCUACAGUAUUGUACGAGACAACUCUGCUGCGGUGAGUUCAAACCAUACUUGUCUGUAUCGAUGCAAAGCAGAGUGGAGUAAUCAGUUCCGGUAGAGCUGCCUGUGAACACCUGGAUCAGCGUACGUGGCAGUGAAGGAAGUGCGACGUACUUUGGGCAGGGUGGGACAAAGAGAGUGGAGGGGGGGAAAAAUAUAGAAAAGAGGGGAAAGAAAGUAUUUUACGAUACAGGGCAAGGAUUUUCGUUGUCGACAGGGUUGGCAGAUGGAGAUGGCGCCCCAAUGACAGUCGGAGCGCGGAGGAUGCGUCCUUGUUUGGUCGCAGAAGGACAUCAGUGGAGGGAUGGUUGUUAGAGCAGGCCAUGAAGUGGAGAAGAUGAUCUCGGAGAGAAGAGUAGGCUACGAGAAGAGCUCGGUUGGAAAGAAUAGUAUCGCUGCGCUUGGUGCGAGUGGUGAGAGGGCAUUCGGAAGGAGCUGGGAUUUGGCGCCCCCCGAGACGAACAAGAUCCUGGAUGCCACAUGCGCAGCAUCGAUGUCCUCGUCUCCCUUGAAUUGUACACCAUUGUGCAGCAUUGCAGGCGGGAAGGGGGUGGAAAGGGAGGUUCUGGGGAAAGGUAGUGGAGCAGGUAGCAACACUCCUUUGACACGGAGUCCUGGGUCAUCGAUCGAUCUGUCUUCGUCGUCGUUCAAGUCGAGCGUGAGUGGCAGCACGUACGGGAGCUCGCAGGAUCGAGAGAGCGUUGGAGACAGAGAGAGGGGAGGUGCAGAGAAAGAAGCAAUCGCGAGCCGGGAGCUGGAGUUGGGAAUCGGUGCGCGCUCGAAUCGGGUGGGGGUGUUGGAGGAGCGCAAGGAAUCGAAGUUCCCGGUUAGUAGCGAAAGUGGAAGCAUGAGUGGGGAUUCCUCUGGUGGUCCGAAUCGUGGCAAUGAGUUGGAUGCACGACGGGUUGAAAGUGAUUCAAUGGGUGAGUGUGAGGUAGAAAGAUCGACGAGGGCUGAGUCUGAGAAGGAGAGCGAGAGGGAGCUGGGGAAGUAUGCGAGUAAAGAUGGGAAAGGCAUGGAUAAACAAGCCAGCGGAGUCGAUUCUGCGAGGGAGACGGAUUCUGCGCGGAGCAGUGGAAAGUUGAGCAUGAGCAGGGCAAGUGCUGGGAGCGAUUCGAACGAGAGCUCUUGCAGCAGUAUUGGGUACGGUGCGAGCAAGCCUCACAAAGCAAAUGACAAGAGGUGGGAAGGGAUUCAAGCAAUUCGAAUAAGAGAUGGAGCUCUGGGCUUGUCACAUUUCAAGCUUUUGAAGAGAUUGGGCUGUGGCGACAUUGGGAGCGUGUACCUGGCUGAACUUCGCGGUGGCCACAGCCACUUCGCUAUGAAGGUGAUGGACAAAGGAUCUCUUGCAAGCCGGAAGAAGCUUUUGCGAGCCCAGACGGAGCGGGAGAUCCUGCAGUCUUUGGACCACCCGUUCUUGCCUACAUUGUACACGCACUUUGAGAGUGAGAAGUUCCUGUGCCUGGUGAUGGAGUUUUGCUCUGGUGGAGAUCUGCAUACAUUGCGACAGAGGCAACCUGGGAAGCACUUCUCAGAGCAGGCGGCAAGGUUUUAUGCCGCCGAGGUGCUUCUGGCGCUGGAGUACCUGCACAUGAUGGGAGUAGUUUAUCGUGAUUUGAAACCAGAGAACGUUUUGGUGCGGGAGGAUGGGCACAUCAUGCUUUCAGAUUUUGAUCUUUCUCUGAAGUGCGUGGUGAGUCCGACUUUGGUAAGAUCAACUGUGCACGAAUCGCGGGAUGGAAAGGGCUCUGGAGCAUACUGCAUGCAGCCGGCGGCUUGUGCCGAGCCAGCAUGCACGGGCGGAUUUGAGGCUUGCGCACAUCCUGGAGCAAUGUCGUGCGCGACUCCGUCAUGUUUUGUGGUGAAAUCGCCGCUGCCUAGCUUGUUUCCCAGCUUCACGAGGAAGAAGAAGGAUGGGAAGAGUCCGAAGCCUAGCCCGGGAAAGAGCAAAUCCAAGUCAAAAGCGGAUUGUGGACAUUCGGUUUCGUCAUUGCCAGAGCUGAUUGCAGAACCGACGGGGGCACGGUCCAUGUCUUUUGUGGGAACGCACGAGUACCUAGCACCCGAGAUAAUCAAAGGCGAUGGUCACGGAAGUGCAGUGGACUGGUGGACGUUCGGCAUCUUUUUGUACGAGCUGCUAUUUGGGAAGACUCCAUUCAAGGGGUCUGGGAACCGAGCCACUCUGUUCAACGUGGUUGGACAACCUCUGAAGUUCCCGGAUUCAGCGACGGGGCAGGUGAGCUUUGCAGCUCGAGACCUGAUCCGGGGGCUCUUGAUGAAGGAGCCUGUGCUGCGGCUGGCGUCGAAGAGGGGAGCUGGCGAGAUCAAGGCGCAUCCAUUCUUCGAAGGCGUAAACUGGGCGCUCAUACGGUGCACAAAUCCCCCAGAGGUACCCCGACCCUUCGAACCUGGGCCAUCCGUAAGCAGUUCGACGGUUUCGGAGGAAACAUCUGUCAGCAAAGGAGCGAAAGUGGUUCCCGGCGCAGAGUCCCUAAGCACAGCUGGCAAUGCAGUAGCGGAGAAUAGUGACAGUAGUCUGAAGGCUGGCGAGAAGAGCAAUAGCAACAGAUCAGCAACUGCUGUGUCGACUCAAUCGUCGGGAGGGUCAUACGUGGAUUUUGACUUUUUUUAGCAUGUGACUGAUGGAUUGAUCUCGGAAGAGGAUUUUGCAAUCCGCGUGGAUGUUGUCUGUUCAUUGUGGUUCAUAGUAUGUAUAAUUUGAUGACCGUGUUUGACGUUUUUUGUGUUGCUGGUGGCAUGGAUUGUUAGAAUUACGUGGUGGAUGCACUUGUGAGCACCUGCAGUUGCUGUGCAUCGCGGGUCGUAGUGUGGCCGACUGCAUCGGCCACUCUGUUGUGGCCUGGUGUGAGUGGCGACCUAGUCAACUCGGUAGAAGUACGAAUGUGGUCUUAUUUGAAUUUGUCAGGGUUUGUGGAAAAACCUUGCAGAUGAGUGUUAGUGUUGAUUUUGUUGAAUUUCUAAAUCAUGCUGGUA